AUGUUAACAACUCAAAUUGAAACCCAUAAUUAUAUUUGCUUAACAGCAGAUAUUUGGAGCUCAAACAACAAGAGUUAUAUGGGGAUGACAUGUCAUUUCAUUGAAGAUACAUAUGAUAGAAAGUCAUAUGUUCUUGGCUGUCAACGAGUUAAAGGAGCUCAUAAUUAUUUAAAUAUUAUGGAAGUAUUAACAGAAAUGAUGGAUAAAUUCAAAAUAGAUGUAUCCAAAGUUACACACAUUGUAACAGAUAACGCUAGUAACUUUGGAAAAUCGUUCAAAGUAUUCUCUUCAUCGUCAUUACCUGAAAUACAGCAAACAAGUUUGCAAUGCACAGGCAAUUUUCAUGAAGAAGAUGAUUUAAGUAGCUGUAGCUCAGACAAUGCAAUGGACAGUGAAGAUUCAGACAUAGAAAUAGUCGAAAUGGAUUCAAUGUUUUCAAAUACAAAAAAUAUUGAGAAAGACAAUGACAAAAUGUGUUUACCACAAUAUAUGAGAUGUUGCGCUCAUACGCUAAGCUUAAUUGCAACAUGUGAUGUUUCAAAAAUUACAGAUGCCAACUACGUUAAAGUUUCAAAAUCUACAUUUAAUAAAUUGUUGUAUUGUAAUUUGUAA
This is a messenger RNA of Macrosiphum euphorbiae (potato aphid), 612 nucleotides long. Lineage: Eukaryota; Metazoa; Arthropoda; Insecta; Hemiptera; Aphididae. The record is from the annotation of a GenBank genome assembly.